AUGCACGCUGAUGUCUGCUUUCUGUUCUGCGUGUGUUUUCUCUCUGGAGCUCUGCAGCUGCACUCACAGGUCAUUCAGACCGGCAGUCAGAUCAGAUCCAGACGAGAAACAAACAGAAGAGAGAGAGAAACACACAAACCCGGCAGCACAUUACUGAUGAGAAGUCCAGACGUCACGAAAGCACCCGUCACAAAAUCCCAACAGCUGCUGAAGUUAGAUGACCAUGACUUCACCAUGAGGCCUGGCUUCGGAGGUCCUGCGAUACCUGUGGGAGUGGACGUUCAGCUGGAGAGUCUGGACACCAUCUCUGAAGUUGAUAUGGACUUCACCAUGACGCUCUACCUGAGACACUACUGGAAGGACACGCGUCUGUCUUUUCCCAGUAAAAGAAACCAGAGCAUGACCUUUGACGGUCGACUGUUGAAGAAGAUCUGGGUACCAGACAUCUUCUUCGUUCAUUCCAAACGUUCAUUCAUCCAUGACACCACCACAGAGAACCUCAUGCUCAGAGUUUAUCCCGACGGCAAAGUUCUCUACAGUUUGAGGGUCACGGUCACAGCAAUGUGUAAUAUGGAUCUGAGUCACUUUCCCCUGGACACGCAGACAUGUUCACUGGAGAUUGAGAGCUAUGCUUAUACUGAUGAUGAUCUGAUGCUGUACUGGAAAAGAGGAAACAGAUCUCUGCAGACGGACGAGAAGAUUUCUCUCUCUCAGUUUCUCAUUCAAGAGUUUCACACCACUUCUAAACUAGCUUUCUACAGCAGUACUGGUUGGUACAAUCGUCUGUACAUCAACUUCACUCUGCGGCGUCAUAUCUUCUUCUUUCUGCUGCAGACCUACUUUCCCGCCACUCUGAUGGUCAUGUUGUCCUGGGUGUCCUUCUGGAUCGACCGGCGGGCCGUUCCUGCCAGAGUUCCUCUGGGCAUUACCACGGUGCUCACCAUGUCCACCAUCAUCACGGGAGUCAACGCCUCCAUGCCCAGAGUGUCUUACAUUAAAGCUGUGGACAUUUACCUGUGGGUCAGCUUCGUCUUUGUCUUUCUGUCUGUGAUCGAGUACGCCGCUGUCAAUUACCUGUCCACCUUACAGGAGCGUAAAGAGAGGACACAACGCAGUAAGUUGCCGUGUACGUGUGGAAUGGUUCAUCCGGGGCAGAUGAUGUACAGCAGCAGUUACAGUGACAUGGACGUGAUGACCACCGGGAACUAUGGCAUGUCCGAGCUGAACGGAGACAAACAGGAGCAGUUCCUGAUGCAUUUAGUUUUGGAUAAUGAUCAAGGACCUUCAAGCAGCAGUUUAUAUAUAGACACACACGCUAUUGACAAAUACUCCCGGGUCAUCUUCCCCGGAGCGUACACACUCUUCAACAUUAUAUACUGGUCUAUAUACUCUCGGUGA
Molecule: messenger RNA, 1398 nt
Organism: Triplophysa dalaica
Lineage: Eukaryota; Metazoa; Chordata; Actinopteri; Cypriniformes; Nemacheilidae
Gene: gabrr1
Product: gamma-aminobutyric acid type A receptor subunit rho1
Exons: 10
Coding region: 1-1398 (465 amino acids)
Biological process (GO): regulation of membrane potential; monoatomic ion transmembrane transport; signal transduction
Cellular component (GO): GABA-A receptor complex; synapse; neuron projection
Molecular function (GO): neurotransmitter receptor activity; GABA-A receptor activity; extracellular ligand-gated monoatomic ion channel activity
Source: RefSeq, a predicted model, not a curated record